This is a messenger RNA of Lactuca saligna, 632 nucleotides long. Lineage: Eukaryota; Viridiplantae; Streptophyta; Magnoliopsida; Asterales; Asteraceae. The record is from the annotation of a GenBank genome assembly.
AUGGAACUGGAAUUAUGCCCCCCGCUUUUUAAAAAGGCGAACGAUGUAAAUACGGAAGCAGCACAACCACAAUUGCAGGAGUCUUGUUCGUAUACAAGCUCAAAUAGAGAGAGCUGGGGAAGAUGCUCCUCUUUGGGGAGUGAUGUUGAACCUUUUCCAGAUUGCUCAACAUCAUCCAACGACAAUCACCUGGUAAGGUUGAAGGUGCUUGCAACACCACUUCGAACGACGAGUAAACAUAAACAUGCAGCUGGAGCUGAAGCUGAAGAAAAGAAGAAAGUAGUAAAGAAAUCAUCUGGACGUGAAAAGCUGGAAAAACUAGAGGCCCUUAGUCAGCGCCUGCGACUCUGUAUUUUGAAACGUGUCAGGCAUAGGAGGAAUCAUUCAUCUUGAAUUGAUUAUACUCUAUCAUAUGUUGUAUUCUUUGUAGGUCCCACUCCCACUCCCACUCCCACUCCCUAGCUUUUCUAACUAACAUGUGUAGUAUGUCAUAUGUAAACAUGUAACGUACCAUUUGCAAAUUUGUAUUUCUGUUCUUGUGUAACAACUAGUCAAAAAAGAGACCAAAUUAUAAAUUAAACCUUUUUUUUUUUUUUUGAAAAAAAAAAUGCAGUGGUAGUACAAUACAAAAA